UGCAUUUUUCAUUCAAAUAAAAUUGUAUGAUGUCAGUGUGUUAAAAAUUUUUCUGUUUUAUUUUAUAUUUAUUUAUUUUUUAAACGAGAUUUAUAAACAAACCGAGAAUGUUUUGAAGACCGCCGAAUAAUUUGUGGUAAUGUCAGGGCUUAGUAGCGGCGGCAUGGAGCCGGAAGAGCCAAACAGCAAAGAAAAGAAGAUAAAUGAUGAAGUUAUAUCAUUUUUACUAAAGCGCAGUGAACAUGACAUACCCCAAUACUGUACUCGAAUAAAGACCUACCUAGAUGUUAAAAGAAGGCGCCAGCGGGCGAAUGAAGCGCGACGCAAUAUUGAGAAUGAAAAAACAAAGAAGAAAACUGAAGACACAAAAGACAUAAACGCAGAGGACAAAGCCUUUGUGGGCAACGAUGACGAUGGUGAGAGCAAAAGGAGUUGCCGUGUAAAAGGCGAGCGCUCCCGUCCCGAGUCACGCAAGCAGGAGCCCGUAGACCGCUGCUGUCGGCGGAGGCGCCGUCGAUCAUGUCGUCGUAGACGCAGGCGCAGUUGUAGUCGGCGCCGACGCCGUCGACGCCGUCGCAGCUGUAGUCGCCGCCGCCGGAGAAGAAGCUGUCGACGCAGAAGACGCCGACGCCGCUGUAGACGUUAAGCCCCGAUGUUAACCAUUUGUAACCGAUUUUUGGAGCGUUUAAUUUUUAUGAAUAAAUUAUUGAUGUCCGCUA
Messenger RNA from Pieris napi, 719 nucleotides. Its product is annotated as protamine-2-like. The coding region runs from base 140 to 646 and encodes 168 amino acids. NCBI's taxonomy places the organism in Eukaryota, Metazoa, Arthropoda, Insecta, Lepidoptera, Pieridae. The record is from RefSeq and is a predicted model, not a curated record. The transcript has 6 exons.